AUGAAUCUUGAUUCAUCUUGUGGGGGUAGUUGUAUGGAGAGGCCGUAUAAUGAAAUCCAGCUCCUGCUAAAUAAUUUUACUGCUAAUUAUCAUAAUUGGAAAGGAUAUGGGGAAUCACAAAUAGCAAUUAAACAGAAAGCAGCUGAUGUAAUUGAGUUUGAUGACUUCUCAACCAUGAGAGCAGAUAUAGCAAAAUUGAUGUCUACUUACUACGAAUUAUGUGGUGACAGUCACAUGAGUGACAUGUGCCCCAUGAAUCCUGAAUCUAUCUACUAUGUGGGGCAACAGAGUAGAGGUCUGAUGAACCAGCAUGCACAAUAUAGGAACACUUACAAUCCAAAUUGGAAGAAUCAUCCUAACUUUUCAUGGGGUGGAAAUCAGCCGACUCAGAAUCAUUAUAGGCCCCAAGGAAAUUUUAAUCAAUCUCAGAAACCACCCCAGCAAGUAGAGGAGAGCACAAAUGACUUGCUAAAGAAGCUGCUGCUUGACAACCAACAACUCUGGACCGAUUUCAGAAAUCUCGAGAGACAAAUGGGGCAGUUAGCGUCAAAUCAAAAUACUAGACAUGUAGGCGCUCUUCCCAGUGAUAGAGAGAAGAACCCUCAAGUUAAUGCAGUUACACUCAGAAACGGGAUGGAAUUAGAAGAAGUGCCAAAGAAGAGAAAGGACAAGACUAUACCUGAGGGGGAGUUGAUUCCUAAGGCAACACAUAAGUCAAAGAAAGAUGAUGUAAGUUCAGAGCCAUUGAAUGCUGCAAGGCCACCACCACCUUUCCCCCAAAGAUUGCAGAAGAAGAAUGAUGAUCGCAUGUUCAACAAAUUUCUCUCUAUGCUGAGCCAUGUUCAAUUGAAUAUGCCAUUGGUAGAUGUACUUUGCGAAAUUCCAAACUUCACCAUCCCUAUGCAAAUUGGUAAUAUCGAUGUGGGUCAUGCUCUUUGUGAUUUGGGGGCGAGCAUAAAUCUGAUGCCCUUGUCCUUGUUCAAACAAUUGGGUCUGGGAGCUCCAAGACCAACCAUUGUGAUAUUGCAACUAGCUGAUAGGUCCAUAGCCUACCCUGAAGGAGUGAUUGAAGAUGUGUUACUGCAAAUUGGAAAAUUCAUCUUCCCAGUAGAUUUCAUUAUCCUAGAUUAUGAAGUUGAUGAACAAGUUCCAAUCAUAUUGGGAUGA
Nicotiana tabacum (common tobacco) is the source of this 1167-nucleotide messenger RNA. NCBI's taxonomy places the organism in Eukaryota, Viridiplantae, Streptophyta, Magnoliopsida, Solanales, Solanaceae. The record is from RefSeq and is a predicted model, not a curated record.